AUGAGAGCUCUCGGCACCGGUAGCUUCUCGGCCUGUCUUAUUACUGGUAUAGCACUGAACUCGGAUGGUCACGACCUUCGGGAGACUAAGCGCCGUCACGACGAAGUGAAUUCAUGUGUCGACUUCCUUCUCAACUUCGGUGGAUUUAUGUACAUCGGUGGUAUUCUACCCUGGAGUGACUUCCAUGAUCCUACUGGUACUGGCAUAACCUGGAGUCGUCUCAUAGGACUAGGCCUUCUCGUCCUUGUCUUCCGUUGUCUGCCCGCCAUUUUCGCCUUCUACAAGCUCAUGCCCGACGUCUGCACCAACUGGAAGGAAGCUCUCUUUAUGGGAUACUUCGGACCAAUCGCUUUAGCCGUCACGUUGACCCCAGUGUAG
Molecule: messenger RNA, 378 nt
Organism: Fusarium redolens
Lineage: Eukaryota; Fungi; Ascomycota; Sordariomycetes; Hypocreales; Nectriaceae
Exons: 2
Coding region: 1-378 (125 amino acids)
Biological process (GO): proton export across plasma membrane; sodium ion export across plasma membrane; regulation of membrane potential
Cellular component (GO): plasma membrane
Molecular function (GO): sodium:proton antiporter activity
Source: RefSeq, a predicted model, not a curated record